AUGCUUGAGGUGGAAUUAUUUGAUGUGUGGGGUAUUGAUUUCAUGGGUCCAUUUCCACCUUCCCUUGGUCAAGAGUAUAUUCUUCUCGCAGUAGAUUAUGUGUCUAAAUGGGUUGAAGCCAUUGCCACACCAACAAAUGAUGCAAAGGUGGUGUUGAAAUUUUUACAGAAAAACAUCUUCACUCGGUUUGGCACACCUAGAGCAAUCGUAAGCAACGGAGGUACACAUUUCUGUAACAAGCUGUUCAAUUCUCUUCUAGCUAAGUAUGAUGUCAAGCACAAGUUGGCAUUGGGUUAUCAUCCACAGUCAAAUGGGCAAGCAGAGAAGGACUGGUCUCUCAAACUAGAUGACGCUCUUUGGGCAUACCAAACAGCAUUUAAAACUCCAAUUGGAAUGUCACCCUACCGUCUGGUAUUCGGGAAAGCUUGUCAUCUAUCGGUAGAAUUGGAGCAUCGAGCUUAUUGGGCUGUGAAGAAAUUGAAUUUAGACAUGAAAUUGGCUGGUCCACAACGCUUGUUGCAGCUUGAUGAAUUGGAGGAAUUUCGGAACGAUGCAUAUGAAAAUGCAAAGAUAUAUAAAGAAUGGACAAAGAUGUGGCAUGAUAAGAGAAUAUUAAGGAGGAAUUUCAAGGCAGGAGAACCAGUUCUUCUAUUCAAUUCUCGCUUGAAACUCUUUCCAGGCAAGCUCAAAUCCCGGUGGUCAGGACCAUUUGUAAUCCGCAAGGUGUUCCCUUAUGGUGCAGUGGAAUUAGAACAUGACGUCGUAGAUCAAUCAACAAAUAUUGACAAGGAGAGGCUGGAUACAUCUCAAAUAGCCUUGUCGGCAAUGAUGUGUAUUAUUGAGAGCAUGAGUUGGUUUAUGAAUUGUGGACGAGUUAUGUGUUCGAGUUAA
This is a messenger RNA of Olea europaea var. sylvestris, 891 nucleotides long. RefSeq lists its product as uncharacterized. Gene Ontology annotation, biological process: DNA integration. NCBI's taxonomy places the organism in Eukaryota, Viridiplantae, Streptophyta, Magnoliopsida, Lamiales, Oleaceae. The record is from RefSeq and is a predicted model, not a curated record. Gene Ontology annotation, molecular function: nucleic acid binding. The transcript is spliced from 4 exons. The coding region runs from base 1 to 891 and encodes 296 amino acids.